Messenger RNA from Nothobranchius furzeri (turquoise killifish), 3233 nucleotides. RefSeq names its product lymphatic vessel endothelial hyaluronic receptor 1a (gene lyve1a). Gene Ontology annotation, biological process: cell adhesion. Gene Ontology annotation, cellular component: plasma membrane. The record is from RefSeq and is a predicted model, not a curated record. Gene Ontology annotation, molecular function: transmembrane signaling receptor activity; hyaluronic acid binding. Lineage: Eukaryota; Metazoa; Chordata; Actinopteri; Cyprinodontiformes; Nothobranchiidae.
ACUGACACGAACCCUAACCCUAAAUGGAAACAUAUUUAAUUUUCAGCGAGCUAGGGAUUGUCAGUUUUUGUCCUUUCAAAAUAGAGGACGGAGGGACAUACAUAGCUACUGUUUACCAUUAGUGAGUGUGGGGCUGCUGUGUCUCCAGUGAGCUAGCGCUGCAGCGCUGGCAUUUGUAAUUCGACUAUGAAUGGCAAAAAGCUCCAGAAUUAUUUAAAGAACAAGGGUGACCCAAAAACUAUUUCUUGUGCCCUUAAGAAGCCACAUCAUUUUGUUGUUUUACUCUACUAAUAGCUAGAGGCUAACGUUGAGCUAACAAUGCUAACAGUGAUUUAGAAGCAAAUAGUUGGCUCUAAAAAUAUCUCAAGCUACAUUUCUAAACCAACAACUCUAAAUUACAGUGAAAUGUGUGUGUGAAGUAAAUAAUGAGACAAUUGUGAUGCUUUACUUCCUUUAAUGAGUCGUUCAGAACUUUAACAGCAAGCUAACAGCAACACUGUAAAAGCAACACUUCCUCUACACCAGAGGCAUAUUAUCGUAGUAAGUGCUCCCUACCAUAAAACACUGAAGAGUGAACAUCAUAUGUAACAAAUGUGCAUUUAUCUACUUAUCAACUUACUGUGCAUGACUCGUCUUUGCUUGUUAUCUAGAAUCUUCUGGUGCUGAUCCGUAACUGGCAACAACCAUGAAACUCAGGAGCGAGAUUGUGAUUGCAGGAACCAAAUUUGACUACAGGAUGUUUUACAGGUCACGUGACGAUUCAAGUGAUGAAUUAGUUACGGAUUGAAAAUUAAUUUAGCUGCUUCAGAUUCAGAUGUCAAGACAUUUUUAUUCAAGGUUUCCCAACAUGUUCAAAGUCUGCUAUCACAGAGGGGUUUCGUUAUCUCAUUUGGGAUCCUUCAGUUUCACCCAAAACCCAAACAUCCGUUCAGAUUUGUCCAUCUUUGAGUUGUUGUGUGUCACGCUCACUAACCUCGCUGACACCCGACAAAAACACAGCAAAGCCUUCGUCAGCACACUGCGUCAUUUACUGCCUUCGUGUUUUGUAGAGGGAUGUGUUUUUGUUGAAGCGCCAAAGGCCCAUUGGAGGACACCAGAGAUAACAAGUGCAUUUGUGAUUGAGUAAUGUCUCAAGAGAGGAAAUCCUAAGGACAGGAAGGAAAUGAACUUCAGUCUCACAAAAAGGUCAACCAGCUUCUACACUGCUUUGUCCGAGUCUUAUUGUUGGUGCCUAAUUAUUUUUUUCUCAAUCACACGUUUAAUUCGAGGACUUGUGUCUGCAUUUCCUCACACCUCUAUCUCUCCUGGAACAUAAGAUGCUCAUGUUCUGACCUGUGCUCUAUACUUCCUCCUUCCUUUUCCUUUUCUCUCCGGCUAUGACCGAGUCCACACACCCCAGAGAACACUCAUCUCUAUUUAACCGAGUGAAAUCCGGCCGCGCUGGUUCCUCCUCGGCAUAUUCUCCGCUCUCAGCAUGAACAUCAUCUGGCUUUGCAUCACGUCAGUGUUGUGUUUUACUUCAGUUUUUUCUGAUCAGAACACACGCCACAUCAGAGUUUUCCCAGCAGAGAACCAGAGCAUAGCUGGAGUGGUCCAGGUGAGCUACGCGGACAGCCGUAACCAGCUCCAGUAUGCCUUCAAUGCCUCUGAAGCCCGGAAGUUCUGCAGGUCCCUCAGACUGAGCAUCGCCUCCAAAGCACAAGUAGAAGCAGCUCUGAGGAGAGGUUUGGAAACGUGCAGGUUUGGAUGGAUUGAUGAACAUUUUGUAGUCAUUCCUCGGAAAAUGGCUCUUCCUAACUGUGGAAGAAACCGGACUGGGCUGGUGCCAUGGAGAGUCACGGUCACAGCAAAGUUUGAUGUGUUCUGCUUUAAUGAAUCAGAUGCAGCAGAACAAAUGACGGACACAUCAACCCAAAGCAGCGAGUUUUACUCAGAAAGCACUCAACCUUCUUCUGUGGUUUUAAACUCCACCCUGACUACAUCCUCAACACAUUCCACCUCCCCUUCCUGUCAUCCUCCUCCUUCUUCUUCUUUAUCAACUCCUAUAACUACGAACAAUGAGGUUGAAGCCGCCCGAUCUGUUGGCAACACACACGGAUCAACAGGAGCAAAAGCUGUGCUCAUCUCCUGCACCUGCGGUCUUCUGAUCUCCGCAGCUGUUCUUGCUUACAUGAAACUGAGAAGACGUUGCUCCGACAAGAAGCAGCAGAAAGACUACAUCCAGACAGAAGAGUGGAUGUGCGUGAAAAACAUAACAGAAACUAAGACAGCUGUUCAGGAAGAUUAGGUAAUAGAAGUGGGAGACGGGUCAAAACAAGGUUUUUUUCUAUGAAAACAAAACUUUUUUUUUCUCUCCCUCUCUUGUUUGAACAAGAAUUUGUGCCUUGAUUUAUGUUUAAAACCAUACUAUGCAACUUUUUCAUAUGUUUGAACUGUUUUCUUGAGCCAAAAUGUGCUAAAAAGACCCUUCACUUAGUUAAUGAAAUGUCACUCAGACCCCCACCGCCCUCUGUGACCAGAAUGCCGCACUUGCAAAUUCAGAGUGAUGGGCUGCCACCUGUUGGAGUGAGCUGACAUAGCUGGCGCUGCAGUCCUGCAUACAUUUCCUGCAUGUUUUAGAUCAUGAACAGCUGAUUUGUUUAAUUUAGUGAUAUAUCACUCCUGUAGACACUAAUAAAGUCCAGGGAGAUGUUUUAACUGUUAGAUUAAGGUGUUAAAAAGCAAAAGCACAGCAUUAUAACGGACACUAGGGGGUGCUAAAAGCAAGCAAAACUGCUUAGUAUUCCUUUAAGUAAUGGGAUUAAUUUUAUUUUGUGUAUUUGUUCUUCAUCUUUUGCAUCAUUUAAUGAAAAUGUUUCAGAUCUAAUAUUUAGGUUCCUCAUAUAAAAAGAUAAGCUUUUGUGCUACAUUAGGUUGUUUUUUUUAAAUCUCGUAAUCCAUGCUGAAUCUUUAAAAUAAAAAAUGAAACUUUCAGAUAUCACACAUCUAUGUUCCAGCUAUAAAGCGUUCUUUUUUUCUGUAAAACAACUGAAAUGUGUGUUUUUUCAAUGGCAAAAACAAGAUCUGACAAGUUUAUUCCACGCCUUUGUAAAUUGAAUCGUAAAGUAUGUGUCUUCUUUAUCACUCUGUGAUGGUUCAUCUUUGUUUUUCUAACAGAAAAUAUUUGGUGUAUGUUUAGUUUACCAUUAAAUGCAGCAGGGGCAUCUUUCAUAAUAAAGUCAGCUGAUCAUCCA